UUUUCAAUCAUCAAAUUGUAUGGGGGUUUUUUUCUUCUAAAAAGACUGCAGUUGGUUUAUUUUCAUUUCAUCAACUGAGCACUGCGAAGGCUAGCUAUGAGCUGCUGGCACCUGAAUCGGGGAGGACUGGCUUGUGGUAAUAAUUGAGCGGAGCCACGUUUACAGUCUCUCAUCCCAGUGGAGACUGGGCAGGGCAUCACCUUCGACGAGUUCCGCUCCUUCUUCCAAUUCCUCAACAACCUGGAGGACUUUGCCAUCGCCAUGCAGAUGUACAACUUUGCCAGUCGCUCCAUUGGCCAAGAUGAGUUUGGGCGGGCUGUGUACGUGGCCACGGGCCUGAAGCUGACACGUCACCUGGUCCACACCAUCUUCAAGAUCUUUGACGUGGACCACGACGACCAGCUGAGCUACAAGGAGUUCAUCGGCAUUAUGAAGGACCGGCUGCACCGCGGAGGGAGGGUGAACAGGAAACAACAUGCCUCCUUCCCCAUCUGCCUGCGUGCCGAGGCCAGGAAACAGGUCCGCCAACUCUAGAGGAGGUUCCAGGCUAGGGUUUAAAGAAGGAGGAAGAGGAUGAUGACAAGAGGAAGAGGAGAAUCCAGGCUAGGGUUUAAAGAAGGAGGAACAGGAUGAUGAGAAGAGGAAGAGGAGGACGAAGAAGUGGAGGAAGAUGAGGA
Oncorhynchus kisutch (coho salmon) is the source of this 677-nucleotide messenger RNA. Its product is annotated as calcium uptake protein 3, mitochondrial-like. The transcript has 4 exons. Gene Ontology annotation, cellular component: uniplex complex. The record is from RefSeq and is a predicted model, not a curated record. Gene Ontology annotation, molecular function: calcium ion binding. The coding region runs from base 262 to 534 and encodes 90 amino acids. NCBI's taxonomy places the organism in Eukaryota, Metazoa, Chordata, Actinopteri, Salmoniformes, Salmonidae. Gene Ontology annotation, biological process: mitochondrial calcium ion homeostasis; calcium import into the mitochondrion.